AAAAAUCGGUUUUAGUUAUGGCUCAUUUGAGAAGUAUUGAAGCACAAAGAUCACAACAUUUAUAUGCAGUAAUCGACCGUGAUAAUAUUUUGAUUGGAGCGGCUCUAUAAAAGUGCCCAGUUCUACAAAAUUCAUGGCACAGUUCCACAGUUACCAAUCAAAGCAAUGGCCUAUAAUAUUUGUCUACUUCUGGCCCUGAUUUGUAUCCUGUUUAUGGGUCAGCAUUGUUGGGCAGCUUCAUCGGCCGAUGAUUUGGCCAAAUUCGGGGAAAUGGAACGAUCCAUCAAGGAGCUGACCAGUUCGAUCCUGGCCAUGAGUGGAGCUACUCCCGGCAUUAGACCCGCGGCUAAUAACGCUUGGCCCGAAGAACUUCAGGCUUAGGUUUUUGACCAAAAACCAGUCAGCUCGGUCUACUAAAUCGCGUUUAGCAGUUCUGCAGUUUAUUAUUUUGCAAUACUAUUUUUUUUUUUAUUUUUUUUUUGUUUGGUUUGGGUAAUAAAGUAUUAGGCAC
This is a messenger RNA of Drosophila yakuba, 511 nucleotides long. RefSeq lists its product as uncharacterized. NCBI's taxonomy places the organism in Eukaryota, Metazoa, Arthropoda, Insecta, Diptera, Drosophilidae. The record is from RefSeq and is a predicted model, not a curated record. The transcript has 2 exons. The coding region runs from base 166 to 381 and encodes 71 amino acids.